AUGGAGAUUGAUGGUAACACCCUGGUGUUGCUGUUAGUGUUCCUUUUCAUCUUUUAUUCGAAUCCAUCUGGCGAUGGAGUAACCUCUCAGUACGAAUAUAAUCAACUCCAGACUCUGAAAGCGCAAUACCAAGAUGAGUAUUCCUCCUUCGACAACUUGACAUAUAACAGUAACUUCCGCAACAUAACUGGCCUUCAACUAAGCUAUGGGGAUGUGCUUCGAAGUCCAGAGCUGAAUGCUUCUUAUCCCAUAGAGGGUAAAGACUAUGUGCACUGGCACCGUGAUCAAAACUACACCCUGGUUCCUAACGAGGUCCUUGACGAGUUGACGCAGCAAACUUGGAAAAGCGAACACGAUAUAUACCCUGCGAAUUUGAGCAGUACGUUACGUGGGCAAAUUGUCAACUCGCGCGAAGAAUACCAUCGAAUUCCCAUGCCCAUUCCUGAAUAUUACGCGCCUGCACAAGAGUUAGUCCUGGAUCGGCCUGGACUCGAUGCUCCUUAUUACUCUGAUCCUUCAACCCAUGAUGUACCACAUAAUAUUACCUUCGAGGAAGGGAACAUUAUUGUUGAAAUCAGUUCGGCAGACAUUAUCACUUCGUCUAACGGAAGGGAAACUCCGUUCCAUAACAGCCAAAGUGAUAAGUGGCGUUUCUUACACAUUCGAAUCCAAUUUUCUGAUGCAUUUGAUGCCGAAAAGUACUCCUUCAAUACCAAGGGGAUCUACGAUAUUCAGAAUGGCCGGAUUCUGGCGAUUUCAGAAAGCGCAAAGUUUCACUCUCUUUUCGCUUUACCUCACUACAUGAACUUGAAGAAUGAUGACGAAACAACUUACAACGCCGUAAAGCAGUUAUUGCAAGAAUACUGGAACGCCACCGAUUUUAUUGAAACUCGGACGAUGCCUUAUUUACAAGAUUCAUUUACCACAGCCCUUGCGAGAUGUGAAUACUUGGUAUUCUUGCAGCUUGAGCCGUGGUCCCAAUAUUCACAUGAACAACUGAAACUCGUCGAUGAGGAGUUGAUGUGGCCCUUGGGCAGACGUGCCAAUAUCUCCGAUCUGCCCCCAGUUAAUGUCUCAUCGGGUUUAAUUUACUCACCUGAUUGUGGGAUCAAAUUGCACGUCAACAAUGCUUAUGGUAUGCGAUACGAACUGAAGGUGCGAAAAAUGAGAUCUCUGUUGUUGGCCGGCGUCGCCUUGCUAGCCGCCCAGAUUUACCUUAUUUUACAUCAAAUGCAGCACACAAAUACACCAUCAAUGGUAAACAAAGUAUCAUACAUGUGUUUCAAUAUGAUUAAUUUUGUUGAUGGCUCUCUUGCCACAGUAUUUUUUGUGAUGACUAGCUCAUUCCCGGUUUUGUUUUUGCCCUUAGUGGUAUGUUCUUUCGCAUGCGUCAUUCUUGCUUCUGUUUUCGAGAUACGGUACCUGAUAUCGAUUUAUGCCUCACAGGCUAAUGAGCAGAAUGUUGGAAUUAUGACAUUGCUGCGUCGGAGCACGGAUGAAGAAGCACAAACAACCCCCACUGUAAUACCCGAUGAAGCAAGUAUCAGCUCCUCCUUAUACCGAACCUACUUUGUCAAGAUGUUUUUGUCAAUGAUAGUAAUCGUGGCCGUUUUCAAUACUUGGCCGCGGGAUCUAAGGGAAAUUACAGAGAGCAUAGCUGUAUUUGCAGCCAAUUCUUAUUGGGUUCCCCAAAUAGCGCGUAAUGCUAUUAAGGGAGGCCAGCCAACAAGGAGGUCCCCUUCAAACGAUGACACUCGCCACCAGCGUCAAAACAAGGCUCCAUUACUGAGCAAGUUUAUUAUAGGGACUUCCAUCAUACGUUUCCUGCCAGUGGUCUAUGUUUACGGUGUCCCUGAUAACAUUUUCAAUCACCACCAAGACCGCAAAUUCAUCAUUCUGGUAUCAAUAUGGCUUGUCAUUCAGAUUGCACUGUUGUAUUCACAAGAAUUUAUUGGUGCGCGUUGGUUUCUUCCUAAUUACACCAUUCCAGAAGGGUACUCCUACCACAAGGGCAUUUCUUCGGGUGAACUACUGGAACAUGGCAGCUCUGAUAAUUAUAUGGUAGACUGUGCCAUUUGCAUGACGGAUGUGGCUGUCUAUGUUGAAGACAUUCCCGAAACUCACAAAGUUGACCAGAAUGGUUACAUGGUCACACCAUGUGGACAUAUGUUCCAUACUCAGUGUCUGGAGAGCUGGAUGAGCUAUAAGCUACAAUGUCCAGUAUGUAGGGCACCUCUUCCACCGCUGUGA
This is a messenger RNA of Lachancea dasiensis, 2250 nucleotides long. The record is from the annotation of a GenBank genome assembly. NCBI's taxonomy places the organism in Eukaryota, Fungi, Ascomycota, Saccharomycetes, Saccharomycetales, Saccharomycetaceae.